AAUCAGUAUCAAAUUGAAAUUUGUGCAGAUCAGAUGUCAUAACGAAUUCUACAAGCUGUAUUUCACAAAACAAUCGCCUAAUAAUUAAAACUAUUCCACUUGAAUCCAUCACUAAUAAUUUGGAAUUUCUCCAAUUUUAAGGGCAACCAAUUGAAAUACUGGUGUGAGUUCGUUUAUCGAGUAAAAUGACUGAUGCAAAAGACGAAAUUGGAAAGAAUGCAGAAAAUUGUGCUGCGAGAGAGGUGCAAAACCAAUUAACAGCUACAGAUGUCAAUCAAGUAGCAGUAGUCGGUUCAUCGAUCAAUCCAUCACCAAUUCAAAAACUGGAGAUCGAUUGCCUUGAGGAACUGUUUGAAUGGCUUUCGAUAGCCAAUUUGCGUGUGCUUCGUCAAACGUGUAAACGCCUAAAAGGAGUUGUCGACUACUUUAUCAAGUCCAACUAUCCCUCCGUACAAUUUGGUUUUGGUCCAAUAAAAUUGUACACCGAAAAAAUCUAUAAGCUUCGUGAACUUGAUUCGGCCAGUCGUAAACUGAUAAAACAAAUUACGCUUUGGACAGAAGAACCAGAUGAAAUAAGUUCCAUUCGUGAUAUUUUGCCACAGCUUGAGCGAUUUGAAAUUGGAAAUUCAUGCCAAUUUCAUGGCGAUUUCUACAAGUCUGUCCUAAAAUGGUGUACAAAUCUAAAAAAUCUUUCAAUUCGUGAUAUCGCGGUGGAUAAAGUGAUUGGUGAUGAAAACGAUUGGUUACACAGUGAAUAUCCAUUGAUCAAACACAUUGAACUGGACGACUCCGACAUUGGCGGACCCGGUAAUGCGUGGGAAAUUCCAGAGCUAAAAAUAUUCUUCGAGAAAAAUCCACAAAUUCAAUCAUUUUCAACGACAUUUCAUUUUUUGUGGGAAAACCGUGAGUGUUAUUUAGACUCAAACAUAAAACUCGAUCAGCUCAAUAUUCAAGGCGACUGUUACUUGGAACACGGAAUGGAUCGCAUUUGUGGUUUGCUUAAUACACUCUAUGAACAAGGAUUUUACCGACGCGUACACAUGCAUGCCUCAUUCAUUUACGAACAAGAGGAUUGGGACCAAAUACUUUCGGUGCGUGGAAUGGAAAAAUUGUAUUUGGUCUCUGUGGGAAUAGAUAUUAAAUUUCCACCAAUGAGUAAUUUACGAGAAUUUGGCACCAAAUUUGGUAGCCAAUUGGGCGAUUAUGAAACCAUUGCAAAGAAUCUAGUGAACGUUGAACGCAUCUAUUUCUAUCAAAUGAAGUCUGAUACUUUUAUACCAUUUAUGCGAUUUGCACCGAGAGUUGAGGAAAUAAAAAUUGAUAACUUAUGCGAAGGGAUUUAUUUCAAUGAUGGCAUUAUCAAUCUAACGGCGUUGAAUGAAGAAAGAAAGACCUUGAAUCGUGCCCGCAAAAUUACAAUUUAUGUGAAGGAAAAUGUUUUCUUGGCGACUAAAUGGGCAACGAAAAGCACUGAAUUGGAUUUGAUCACAUUGAAACGGAUCGAAGCAACGAGUUCAAUAUUUUAAUAAUAAUUUUUUUCCCACCUACAGUUUUCAAAGAGAAUAAAUAAAGAAUCGCAUUUUAUAUUUUGGAGAAAUUU
Molecule: messenger RNA, 1600 nt
Organism: Contarinia nasturtii (swede midge)
Lineage: Eukaryota; Metazoa; Arthropoda; Insecta; Diptera; Cecidomyiidae
Exons: 2
Coding region: 186-1526 (446 amino acids)
Molecular function (GO): protein binding
Source: RefSeq, a predicted model, not a curated record